Messenger RNA from Tremella mesenterica DSM 1558, 3054 nucleotides. RefSeq lists its product as uncharacterized. NCBI's taxonomy places the organism in Eukaryota, Fungi, Basidiomycota, Tremellomycetes, Tremellales, Tremellaceae. The record is from RefSeq and is a predicted model, not a curated record. Gene Ontology annotation, molecular function: AMP deaminase activity. The transcript has 9 exons. Gene Ontology annotation, biological process: IMP salvage; AMP metabolic process. Gene Ontology annotation, cellular component: cytosol. Bases 1 to 3054 code for a protein of 1017 amino acids.
AUGUCCAACGAUGCACCCUCUCCAGGGUUGACACCUACCCUUCUUCCCUCCCCUACGACUCCAAAUGACGAGGCUGUUGAAGCUCACGAGCUCCAUGCUACUCCCCGCGUUCAUCCGUCACCCUCCUUCGGCUAUCAUGAAGAGCGUCGACUUUAUCAUUCGGGCACCAUGUGGAUGACCCACAACGUUGCUCGUAUUCCUCCACCCGCCAUGUCUGACUCUCCCACCGUUCCCACUCCUCUCAACUCACAGCCUCAACAAGUCGCUGGCUCUCUCACCACCGCAGAUAUCUUGAAAGACGUCAGUCCUUCGGCAUUCCAUCCUCAACCUCCCAAUCUGCCAGGGGUAGCACUGGGUGCCAAUGUCACAAAUGGCGGCGCCAGUAUGGGUCUGCUUCAAGACGAGAUGAAUGAUCCGAGAGCUGAGGGCCGACGAUAUUUCACUAAGCCGUCUGCCAUGGACAGUCCAUCAGGACCGAUGGACGGGAAUCUCGACCCUGCCCCGGCACUCAUCCAUCGACAAGAGCGUGACGAGCAAGAAAGGCUUGAUCUGGAAGAGGAGGAGCAGGAAAGGGCUUUAGAGAGUGAGUUGGGAAAUGGACUGCGCCUUCCUGGCGCGACAGCUCCAAUCGUCCCGUUAGCAGCAGGAAAACAGGAACAAGGUAUUGGUUCCGAACUCGAGAUGCUAUAUGCUUCCUUCGCCAAAUGUCUGGAGCUGCGAGACAAAUACAUAGCCCUUGCCAACCAGCGUCUCGGAGAUAACCCUAGGGACCGUGAUGGAUGCUUCAACGGCUUCUUCCCUCGCUCUUCUGGGGAUAUCUAUGGGCUCAAGCCGGACGUACCAAUCGAGGAAUGUGAAGACCCCGCGCUUGCUUCACCAGAGGACCAAGUUCAAAAUGAAAACCUGCAACCUUGGCAGAUCUAUCCACCACCACCUCCCCCACACUGGAAAUGGCGUCCAGCGGAGAAUGGCCCAUUACCAGAACAGACUGAUUCUUCCGGCGCUCCCAGGCUGAGUCCCAAUUCGGACGUCCACCGGGCAGACAGCGUAACAUUCCGCUUCGAAGAUUGCGAGCUCCCGGCAAAUGAUGAACAUUGGGACUUUGGUGUUAACGAAGAAGGGGUGUUCGAAGUUUUUGCCGCUAUCCCUCCUCGUGGCUUGGUGGCAAACAAAGACGAACAGGACGGCCAGAACAAGCCAGGUGUCGAUGAGAUGGAGAAGAGAAGAUUGUUGAUCCGAGUACCAGAUUUGAGGGAAUAUUUCAGUGAUCUUGAUUUCUUGUUGGGGGUUUGCUCUGAUGGGCCGGCCAAGAGUUUUGCUUUUAGACGACUGAAGUAUCUGGCAAGCAAGUGGAGUUUGUAUUGUCUUUUAAACGAGUAUCAGGAGCUGGCGGAUAUGAAGGCUGUUCCUCACCGCGACUUCUACAACGUUCGAAAAGUAGACACUCACAUUCAUCACUCGGCAUCUAUGAACCAAAAGCAUCUUUUGCGAUUCAUCAAACACAAGCUCAAAAAAUCUCCCGACGAAAUAGUCAUACACCGAGAUGGCAAAGACCUCACUCUCGCUGAAGUCUUCGAAUCGCUUAAUUUGACAGCAUACGAUUUAUCCAUCGACACCCUGGAUAUGCAUGCUCACCAAGAAUUCCAUCGAUUCGACCGUUUCAACGACCGAUACAACCCUACUGGUUCAUCACGUCUCCGUGAGAUAUUCCUUAAAACGGAUAAUCUUCUCAAGGGAAAAUACCUAGCAGAAUUGACACACGAGCUCAUUACCGAUCUAGAACAAAGCAAAUACCAACAUUCCGAAUGGCGUCUAAGUAUCUACGGACGUAACGUUGCCGAAUGGGAUACCCUGGCACGUUGGGUGGUGGAGAAUAAACUUAUCUCUCAUAAUGUCAGAUGGCUCAUCCAAGUUCCAAGAUUAUACGAAGUGUAUAAAAAUGGAGGUUUGGUUGAUAAUUUCGAAGAUGUCGUUCGGAAUGUUUUUCAACCAUUGUUUGAAGUUACAAAAGAUCCAAAGAGUCAUCCGCAUCUAUAUGUGUUCUUACAAAGAGUGGUUGGUUUUGAUAGUGUUGAUGAUGAGAGUAAACCGGAGAGAAGAUUAUAUAGAAAGUUCCCAACAGCUAGAAUGUGGAAUACUACUCAAAGUCCACCUUAUUCGUAUUGGAUAUACUAUAUGUACGCCAAUAUGACCAGUUUGAACGCUUUCCGAAAAUCAAGAGGAAUGAAUACAUUCGUCCUUCGACCUCAUUGUGGAGAAGCUGGAGACCCCGAUCAUCUCUCGUCUGCUUUCCUCACUGCUCAUUCCAUCUCACACGGUAUCCUUCUUCGUAAAGUCCCCGCAUUGCAGUAUUUGUUUUAUCUCAAACAGAUCGGUUUAGCUAUGAGUCCAUUGAGCAACAACGCUCUGUUUUUGACAUACGAGCGCAAUCCUUUCAAAGAUUUCUUUAGGGUAGGAUUGAAUGUUUCGUUAUCUACCGCAGAUGACCCUCUUCAAUUCCAUUUCACAGCCUCUCAUCUCCUCGAAGAGUAUUCCUGCGCCGCUCAAAUAUACAAAUUGACUCCUGCCGACAUGUGUGAAUUAGCCCGUAAUUCCGUUCUUCAAUCAGGAUGGGAAAUGACAGUCAAGAAACAUUGGAUAGGACAAAAAUGGUAUUUACCUGGAAAAGAAGGGAAUGAUAUUCAUAAGACCAACGUUCCUACUAUAAGAUUGGCUUAUCGUCAUGCUACCUUGUUGGAAGAACUCACUUUGAUCAAACAUGGUACUCAUUAUCCUUCUGCAACACCUACGCAUCUCAAGAGUCCUUCUACUACACAACCGCCAAACUCAUUUCUCCCUCCCAUCGAUUCUUUAUCCAUUUCAAAUCCCGCUGUCACUUCUACUGCUGGUACCGAUGAAACAACGGGUCAAGACUCUGGACUGGAGAAAACAGUGGCGGAUGGAGGACAUGAACGACCAGGUAUGGUAAGUAGUAAUAGCGAGUUGGCUGCUGCUGCCAUGGCGGGGUCUGUUGGGGUUACGAACGCUUUGGCCAAUAUGGGUCCCAAAACUUGA